Eupeodes corollae is the source of this 1293-nucleotide messenger RNA. Its product is annotated as gustatory receptor for bitter taste 93a-like. Gene Ontology annotation, cellular component: membrane. Gene Ontology annotation, biological process: sensory perception of taste. The transcript has 3 exons. NCBI's taxonomy places the organism in Eukaryota, Metazoa, Arthropoda, Insecta, Diptera, Syrphidae. The record is from RefSeq and is a predicted model, not a curated record. The coding region runs from base 1 to 1293 and encodes 430 amino acids.
AUGAAGACCUUAUACUACUUUCACAAACAAAAUGUUACUGAAGCUGAAGAAGAAGACAGUGAAGAUGAAAAUGUAAACAAAGAAGUUUCGCAAAUUUCAAACAAUGAAGCAAGAAAGAUAUUUGCCAAGGGCAUUCAAUGUGCCGAACAAAACAAUGCAUCUCAAAUGGAUAUCCUUCUUCUUAAGGCGUUCGACAGUUUACUUAAAAUGACGUUCAAGACAGGUCACAAACCAGGAAGAACUAUUCUAGUACUUAAAAUCAUGUACUUUUACGGUCAUAUUUUCGGGAUGUUCUUUUUCACUUUGACUAAAAAUCGCUCACGUGUAAAAUUAUCUCGGACAGUUCAAAUGUUUGCCGUAAUAUUUCGGAUUUUGUGUCUUGCUUGUCAUAUUGCAGGAUUACCGCUUUACAAAACUAUUCUUGAGAGCAAUAAGUCCAUAUAUUUACCGGAUAUAAACAUGAUCAUAUCUUAUUCGGUUAUUUUAUUGAAUUUCUUAUUCAUUUCACAACAAAUCCUUCACAAUAAAAGACUCAUAAGACUUAUCAAUCGUACAAUUGUAAUUUUCAAGAGUGUCUCGGAAGUCUCAGGAAAUCGGAAUUUAUUCGGGCCAGAAUUGCUCUUCCUAUUCUUCUGUCGAUUAUCAUGUAACAUACACACAGUGGUAACCCUGUAUCUAAACUUAUGUUACCUUCCGUUCUACACUCGGCAGAUGGAUAGAAGAGACCUUUCAAUUGCAUACGUUAUUGGUUACCUUGCUUGGCUGGGAGUUCGAGUUUCUUCGGAUUUCCUGAAUUUUGGUUACAUCGUUAUUUCGGGAAUUUACUAUAAUCUUGGGAUUCAUAUGAUUGAGUUCGUGAAUCGAAUUGAACUGAUGGAAGGCAGACAAUUGUCGAAAUUAUUUCAAACUCACAUGUUGUUUGUGUUCUCCGAAGAAUUGGACAGAUGUGCAGUGUUGUAUUCGAAAAUAUACAAAUUAGCGAAAAAGUUCCACAGGAUGUUUAUGUCUCACAUGUUUUGCUUGAUUUUAGUACAAACUGUUGUGACUGUUUCGAAUAUUCAUUAUGUUUUUGUGAGGUAUUUGAUAGUGGGCGAAAUUGCUUGGAAUAUUGUGUUUAUUGUUUUGAUUUGUAUUUUUGAUUAUGUUAUUUUUAUAAUGUUAAUGGAUUUGAUUAUCAAACGCUCGAAAAUUCCUCAACAACUGUCGUUGGAAAUUAUUUUUUCGGAUAUUGAUGAUCGAUGGGAGAAAAGUGUGAGUAAAUUUCUGAUAUUUGGUUUAGGUCCUUUAUGUUAA